CCCAGUCUGAACCGGUUUCAACCGGUUGCGAGUUAGUUGCUUGAGAGAGGAGAGGAGGCGCAGGCACACAACCUCUACACCGCCCCGCUGGAAAAACUAUUAGAGUAACGAAUUAAUUAGUGAAUCAAGGUUUACUUUGUUUCGUAAAAUGUAUCGGAGUGACAAAUUGCUGGGUUUGUCGUGAUAGUAGUUUUGGAAUCCACAUCAGUGGUUCUUACCAGCCAGACAUCACUCACUACUGGAGCUGGAGAUAGUCAACGCUGCAGAAAUAGGAAAUCUUUCUAAUCAACAGUGAUACUGAAGUACUCACUAUAUCUUGUAGCUUCUUUGGCAAACGCCACUCUUUUCAGUCAGAGCCUUGGACUUUAGAUCUCUAUGCCAGCAAUUAUGACAAUGUUAGCAGACCAUGCAGCACAGCAGCUGCUGGACUUCAACCAGAAACUGGAUAUCAACCUGCUGGAUAAUGUGGUGAACUGUCUAUAUCAUGGGGUGGGACCACAGCAAAGAAUGGCACAGGAAGUGUUGACACACUUAAAAGAGCACCCGGAUGCCUGGACAAGAGUGGACACCAUCCUUGAGUUCUCCCAGAACAUGAACACCAAAUACUAUGCUCUUCAGAUUCUGGAAACGGUUAUCAAAACAAGAUGGAAAAUUCUUCCCAGGAAUCAGUGUGAAGGUAUAAAAAAGUAUGUUGUUGGUCUCAUUAUCAAGACUUCAUCAGAUGCAUCAAAUGUGGAGAAAGAAAAGGUGUACAUUGGAAAGCUGAACAUGAUCCUUGUUCAGAUCCUGAAGCAGGAGUGGCCCAAGCACUGGCCCACCUUCAUCAGUGACAUUGUGGGGGCAAGUCGUACCAGCGAAAGCCUUUGUCAAAACAACAUGGUCAUUCUCAAGCUGCUCAGUGAGGAGGUCUUUGACUUCUCCAGUGGCCAGAUGACCCAGGUCAAGGCCAAGCACCUUAAAGACAGCAUGUGCAAUGAAUUCUCGCAGAUAUUCCAGCUUUGCCAGUUUGUUAUGGAAAAUUCCCAGAAUGCCCCUCUGGUCCACGCCACUCUGGAGACCCUCCUACGUUUUCUCAACUGGAUUCCUCUGGGAUACAUCUUUGAAACUAAACUGAUCAGCACAUUGGUGUAUAAGUUCUUGAAUGUGCCCAUGUUUCGCAAUGUGACGCUGAAGUGCCUCACAGAGAUUGCUGGUGUGAGUGUCAGCCAGUAUGAGGAACAGUUUGUCACACUCUUCACUCUGACCAUGUGUCAACUCAAACAGAUGCUGCCUCUGAACACCAACAUAAGACUGGCCUACUCCAACGGGAAAGAUGAUGAGCAGAACUUCAUCCAGAACCUCAGUCUGUUCCUCUGUACUUUCCUUAAAGAGCACGGGCAACUCAUUGAGAAGCGGCUCAACCUCAGAGAGACAUUAAUGGAGGCCCUCCAUUACAUGCUUCUGGUGUCAGAAGUGGAGGAGACUGAGAUCUUUAAAAUUUGUCUGGAGUAUUGGAACCACUUGGCUGCUGAGCUCUACAGAGAGAGUCCCUUCUCAACAUCCACGUCCCCUCUGCUCUCCGGCAACCAGCACUUUGACGUGCCACCACGCAGGCAGCUCUAUCUGCCUGUGCUCUCCAAGGUGCGUCUGCUGAUGGUAAGUCGGAUGGCCAAGCCGGAGGAGGUACUGGUGGUGGAGAAUGACCAGGGAGAGGUGGUCAGAGAGUUCAUGAAGGACACAGAUUCCAUCAACCUCUACAAGAACAUGAGGGAAACCCUUGCCGAGAAAUGGGAGAGAAACGAGAAGAAGCGUGUAAAAGAAGAAGAUAACGAGGAUGAUGAGGAUGACGAGGAUGACGAGAAAGAGUGUUGGCGGUGUUUUAGUGAUCCAUCUCUUGCGCUGCUUCCUGUAGCUGAGCUCAGCACUGAAAUCUGCCGCCUGUCUCUGAGCCCCGACCUUUGCCCUAAUGCAGCGGAUAAGGAAGUGUCAGUGGGAACCGGCAGGGUCAGCAUUCAGCGGGCGGCUCUGGCCAUCAUAGAACACUACUACUGUGACUUCCCAGUCCAUAACCCUGCGUUGCUUUCCGCCUCCAAGUCCCGCGCUGCCAAGCACCUGGCCGGCCUCAAGGUUUACAAUGUGGAUGGUGAGUCCCCAGCAGCUCAUGCUGAGGUCACUGGCUCCACACUGUCCAGUUCCAUCCCCACCACCGAGUUGGCCUUCCUCACCAGCUUGCCCAGAUUGUUGGCACCACAAGAAAUGAUGCCACCUCCCCAGCACACCACAGUGAAGAAGAUGACACUGGCCACUACAGACUGGUAG
Molecule: messenger RNA, 2298 nt
Organism: Micropterus dolomieu (smallmouth bass)
Lineage: Eukaryota; Metazoa; Chordata; Actinopteri; Centrarchiformes; Centrarchidae
Product: exportin-1-like
Exons: 17
Coding region: 376-2298 (640 amino acids)
Biological process (GO): ribosomal large subunit export from nucleus; protein export from nucleus; multicellular organism development
Cellular component (GO): nucleus; membrane; cytoplasm
Molecular function (GO): nuclear export signal receptor activity; small GTPase binding
Source: RefSeq, a predicted model, not a curated record